AUGACCUUAAAUCCUUGUGUACUGACCCCGAAUCGCAUUGUUUGGGAUUCGGAAGUGAAAGAAAUUAUUUUAUCUACUAAUAGUGGACAAAUUGGCAUAUUACCAAAUCACGCGCCUAUUGCCACAGCUGUAGAUAUCGGUAUUUUGAGAAUACGCCUUAACGACCAAUGGUUAACGAUGGCUCUGAUGGGUGGUUUUGCUAGAAUAGGCAAUAAUGAGAUCACGGUUUUAGUAAAUGAUGCGGAGAAGGGUAGUGACAUUAAUCCACAAGAAGCUCAACAAACUCUUGAAAUUGCAGAAGCUAACUUGAGGAAAGCUGACGGCAAGAGACAAGCAAUUGAGGCAAAUUUAGCUCUCAGACGAGAUAGGACACGAGUUGAGGCUAUCAAUGUGAUGUCAUAA
Molecule: messenger RNA, 402 nt
Organism: Rosa rugosa (rugosa rose)
Lineage: Eukaryota; Viridiplantae; Streptophyta; Magnoliopsida; Rosales; Rosaceae
Product: ATP synthase epsilon chain, chloroplastic
Exons: 1
Coding region: 1-402 (133 amino acids)
Biological process (GO): proton motive force-driven ATP synthesis
Molecular function (GO): proton-transporting ATP synthase activity, rotational mechanism
Source: RefSeq, a predicted model, not a curated record